GUCAUCAUCAUCAUCACACGUGAGAUGGUGAGUGGAGGAGGGGGCGCCAGACUGACUACACGGAGGAGCAUCGAGCAAGGGAGGAGAGACCAACACAGACAAUCUCCAUCAUGAGUGUAACCAGCAUGAAUUGUAUUAGCAUGCAAACAAGCCAAGUGUGAUGGGGAACCCUCAACCUGCAUUUGAAGGCUAGCAAAGUCUUAUGAGGACACCUCGGCGAGACUGCGAGGAAAAAGGCGGUAAAGACAUGGGCUGCGGCGGGAGCAGGACCGAUGCUCUGGAGCCUCGCUACUUGGAGAGCUGGACCAAAGAGACAGAGUCCACAUGGCUGACAAGCACAGACACCGACAUCCCACUGUCGUCCAUUCAGAGCAUCCCCUCGGAGAGCUCCGAGGCCUGCUUCACCUCAGAGAAGACGGUCAGUCCCGUUCCAGAUUUCUUUGAGGACGUCGACGGCCUGCCGCUGCCCGCUCAGGCGUACAUCAAAGUCUGUUCGACCAAGUCGGAGGCCAGCCUCAGCGAUGUGAAACCCGGGAGCCCUGUGAAGAUGUUGGCGCCUUCGGCUGAGGACGGGGACCUGGAGUCCCCUGGGACGAUGGUGCAGCGCAGAAGUGUCCUACACACUGAAGAAAUUACCAAAUGGCACGACAACCGCAUGUCCACCAAGCAGGUGACCAUCACGGUGACGCAGAGUAUCCACCAGGUGGACAAAAACGGCAAGGUCAAGAAGUCGCUCACCACCUACGAGGUCAUGAAACCCACUGCCGAAACGGUAAAACAGGUGGCCACGCUCAACACUUGAGGGCGCUUUGGUAGGACCCAAAGAAGACAAAAACUAGUAAGGCCUGGCAAGCACACAACGAUGACCAAGAUGAGAAACAGGUUUGUUACAUUCAUUGAUUGUUUUAUGAAAUAAUGUAUAUUUUCAUAGUGAAUUGUUGCUGUGUUAUACUGUGUUUUGGCCGUAGAAGAUGUAAAAAAAAAAUGUUUAUAUUCGCAAUAACCAUAGACAAUGAUGGACACUGUGAGAGCUGACCAAACGAGAAGUCGGUAGCUCCUGCACACCCCCUAGCGGGCAGCUGCUGUAUAGACCAUUCAUUCAAUGACUUCAACAAAAUGGCCCAAACAUUCUGAAAUUUACCCCAGAAAAUAGUGCUUUUUAUGGAAAAUUUAUAAGUCAAAAUAUUUUUGUUUACAUUUUAAAUAAUUAUAUUGUUAUAAAUACGUAUCAUUUUUGUUACAAUUAUAAACUUAUAAUUGUAAUAUUUUCUAAACUGCAAGUAUGUUUACUUGUGUUGUUAUGUUGUUACUUGUUAUGUUGUCAUAAUAAAUCAGAAUAUACACAUAUGUAAUAUAAUAUCCUAUAUUCGGUAUUCACUUAGCUGAAGGGUGUCCAAACUGCAGCCCAAGGGACAUUUACAAUGGUUUUUUUUUGUUUUUUUUUUAAACCCAUUAAUAAUAGAAAGAUUAAAGCUGAAAUAUUAAGAGUAAAGUCACAAUGUUAAGAGAAAGAAAGAGCAAAAAACAAAGUCUUAUUUUUAAAAUAAUUAAGAAAGUUUUAUAUUACAAUAAGAAAGUCAAAUUAUGAGAAUAAAGUCAUAAUACAAGAAAAAAAGAAGUUUAAAUAUUUGUUUAAAAAAAAACACACACAAUGUAGCACAAUGUAGAGAAAGUUUAUACUAAUGGACACCCCCGACUGAAACAUAUGAACUGUAUAUAUUGUGCUCAGUUUUACUUUGUAGUGUAGUGCAGCCAAAAAAGUAUGCUUUCAGAGUUUAUUUGGAGAAUAAUUGACUUAUUUUGACUGAGAUAAAUAACAAUAAAGCAGGGAAUGAAGGCCAUUGUUUUUUUGUUUUUCAUCCACUGUGAUGAAUAGACAGAUCCAGUACAAGAGCUGUAUCAUACCCUAUGUCGAAUCUAUCAUCACAACAAAAAGUGAAUGGAUACAAUUUAAUGACUUGCACAAUCUUUUAAGUGGGAAAGGUUGUAACGGUGUAUUAAACUCAAAAAUAAAUACUUUGUCGUAAUGAUAAAAGGGCACAUGUCUCAGGAUGCUGACAUUUGAAGAUUGCACUAUUAAGAGUGAAGCCUGGCCUGGAGUGUGUUUGUUACGAUUUCAUGUGUCGUUUGUACUCUUGUGUCCUUUGUUCUGUCUGGAUUUCUGUGUUUUUUAAUGACAAUAAAAAAUAAAGUAACAUAAACAGGUCCUUGUUUUUUUUUGUAUCAGUAACUAACAUCCGAGUUAAGUAGCUACUAAAAGGUCUGAGCAGACCUGGGGUCAGCUCGUUGCUGAGAGAGUGUGGAUGUGGUUGUGAUGGUCGUAAUGUAUCUGUCCCGAUCUGAAGCCGGGCUCCUCCAUCUCC
Doryrhamphus excisus (bluestripe pipefish) is the source of this 2363-nucleotide messenger RNA. It is a transcript of the gene baalcb, whose product is annotated as BAALC binder of MAP3K1 and KLF4 b. Lineage: Eukaryota; Metazoa; Chordata; Actinopteri; Syngnathiformes; Syngnathidae. The record is from RefSeq and is a predicted model, not a curated record. Gene Ontology annotation, cellular component: cytoplasm.